Molecule: messenger RNA, 2316 nt
Organism: Aethina tumida (small hive beetle)
Lineage: Eukaryota; Metazoa; Arthropoda; Insecta; Coleoptera; Nitidulidae
Product: adipocyte plasma membrane-associated protein Hemomucin
Exons: 6
Coding region: 121-1920 (599 amino acids)
Biological process (GO): biosynthetic process
Molecular function (GO): strictosidine synthase activity
Source: RefSeq, a predicted model, not a curated record
UCGUGUGAAUCACGUCAAUCUGCCGCAAACUUGUUAGCCGGUGAGACGUGUGAUGUGUGAGCUCUGGUGAACAGUUAACUUUCUAAGCUUGAAUCGGCGGUCAUCAGUAAAUCAUCCGUGAUGGGGUUGAAAGGUGUAGUCAAAUAUUUUUUUGUCAAGAUUAUUCAGCUACUUGUUGUAGCCGUUGUAAUACUUUACAUACCAGGUCUGCCUCCAAACGCAAAGAUAUCCGACCCAUAUAAAGUUCCAGCUACCAAACCACUAGAGGGUAAGUUGGCGUUGAACAACAGAUUGGAGACCCUUGAGAAGUGGCAUGAAGGCGAUUUGUAUGGCCCUGAAGCAUUUGCUCACUAUAAUGGUGAAUUGUACACCACCUUACAUGGAGGUGAUAUUGUUAAACUCACUGGAGCUCAUAUCACCCCUGUGGUAAAGAUUGGAAAACCAUGUGGAGCCUUCCAUGAAGAACACAUCUGUGGCCGACCUCUGGGUUUACAGUUUGACAAGAAUGGCAAUUUGUAUGUUGCUGAUCCAUAUCAUGGGCUAUUUAAAGUCAAUGUACAAACUGGUGAAAAGACUAAACUUGUCUCUGUGGACCAGGAGAUUGGUGGUAAACUACCAAAGUUGCCUAAUUCAGUUGCACUAAGCAGCAAUGGUGAUAUUUAUUGGACUGAUUCUACUACUGAAUUCACUUUACAAGAUGGUGUAUAUGAUCUGCUGGCUGAUGGAAGUGGAAGAUUAAUCCAUUAUGAUGCAAAAACUAAAAAGAACACAGUGCUCCUUCCUAAUUUGCACUUUGCUAACGGAGUAGCACUCUCUGACGAUGAGACUUUCGUGAUUGUUGCUGAAACUGGUCGCAGCAGGCUGCACAAGUAUUACAUUAGUGGACCAAAUAAAGGAAAAACUGAAAUAUUUAUUGAUGGAUUGCCUGGUUUGCCAGAUAAUCUUAAACCAGAUGGAAAAGGCGGAUUCAUUGUUCCUUUGGUUUUCUCUGUUGAUGAAGAACAUCCAUCAGUUUUCCAAGUGCUUGGACCUUUCCCUAGCAUCAGAAAGGUUAUAUCUAGAUUCUUUGGAAUUAUUGAACUUGGAUUUGCUACCCUCAAUAAAUAUUACCCAUGUACUUUUGCCGAGAAAGGACAACAUUUCAUUGGACAUUUCACUACUACAACAUCUUUUACUCCUGUUAGAUCCACUGUUUUGCAUAUUUCCAAGAACGGAGAAAUAUUGGACAGCAUUCAUGCCAACAAUAAAAAUAUUGGACAUUUCAGUGAGGCGCAUGUGUUCAAGGAUAAUCUUUAUCUGGGUUCUCCUUUCAAUAACUACAUCGGACGUAUUCCCCUAUCGAAAUUGAAUUGGGAACAUUUUCAGGAAAAAGUAGCCCCCAAACCGGCCGCAACCCAACCUCCCAAGCCGACCCAAGCACCGACUCCAAAGCCCGUGACCCAAGCUCCAACACCAGCACCUACCCAAAAAUCAAAACAGACCCCUCCCCCACCCCAACAGAAACAGACACCACCUCCACAACAACAGAAACAAGCACCACCAGCACAACAAAAACAGGCACCACCCGCACAACAGAAACAAGCUCCACCGGCGCAACAACAACAAACACCACCACCACAACAGAAACCUACUCAAGCUCCACCUACACCCAAACAAACUACUCAAACCCCACCACAAAAACCGGCAGCUCAACAAGCCCCCCCAACUCCCAAACCCAAUCAACAAGCUCCCCCCAAGCAGGCUCCACCAAAACCGGCAGCUACUCAACAAACCCCCCCUAAACCUGCUCAACAACAAGCACCACCCAAACCGGCAGCUACUCAACAAACAACCCCACCCGCUCAAAAGCAAGCUGCUCCACAGGCUUCCAAUCAGCAAGCGCCACGUCCAACCGAGGCGGGCGAUAAUAAGAAAAAUUAAGUGUUCAACAAGCCAAAGCUUAGUUUAUACCAGGGGGUUUGUGGUAGAGUCUGUGAUGUGAUUCAUUCCAAGUAAUAAUUUACAUCGACAUUCCGUUGGUGAUAUAGAACGGGUAGAGACGAUCCAUAUCCACUCUCAUAUAUUUGUUGUCACUUUCACCAAUUUUUGAUUUUACAAAAUUCUCGUGUUUACGUAGAUGUGGGUCAUCUCAAUUUGGAAAGUUUACCAAAAAUUACUCAUUCUGUACCACAGUAAUAUUCCAUUGUUUUUUUUGUAUUUGUAUGGUUGUGAUUCAUUCCAUCUUUUUUAGUAAAUUUUUUGUUUUAGCAACAUACAUACAUAUGUUAAUUCAUUAAUAUUUUAUGUAUACAUGAUAAAUAAAGUUUCUUACAUAAA